Esox lucius (northern pike) is the source of this 4270-nucleotide messenger RNA. It is a transcript of the gene lrrc8c, whose product is annotated as leucine rich repeat containing 8 VRAC subunit C. The record is from RefSeq and is a predicted model, not a curated record. The transcript is spliced from 9 exons. NCBI's taxonomy places the organism in Eukaryota, Metazoa, Chordata, Actinopteri, Esociformes, Esocidae. The coding region runs from base 341 to 2728 and encodes 795 amino acids. Gene Ontology annotation, molecular function: protein binding.
CCUUUCUGUUCCACACUGGUGUUUCGGAGCAGCAUCGUUUCCGCUGCUUAUUUUCGUACUGAACGCAACCCAGAUCCACAAGGACAUGUUCGCCGCAGCUGCCAUGGAAAACACCCAUCGACAUCCGCUAUAGAACCUGGGCUGUCGAACAUCACAAGGCUGGACCACCACUAAUGGAGUUUUCUACUGAAGCCCUGGACUCCGACAACACACACUAGCUUUAGUGCUUUUCCAGUAUACUUCCAUGUAUUCCUGGUACUGCACCUACUGUAGCCUGCUGACCCCAUGGUCUAUAGCCUAGCAUGCUAGCCUACUGCUAUGUAAGGUCCAAGCAGGAACCAUGAUUCCUGUGACAGAGUUCCGACAGUUCUCAGAGCAGCAGCAACAAUUCCGGGUUCUGAAGCCCUGGUGGGAUGUGUUCACAGACUACCUCUCUGUGGUCAUGCUGAUGAUUGGUGUGUUUGGAUGUACCCUACAGGUGAUGCAGGACAAAAUUAUCUGCCUUCCCCAAAGAAUGCCCAAGCCAAACCAAACAAUAAUUUUCCCAAAUAAAACAGAAUUGAUUUCACCAGCUGUGCCACCAGAAGUCCAUGAAAUGAUGGGCCUGAAAACCAACCUGGAUAUUCAGCAGUAUAGCUUCAUCAACCAGAUGUGCUAUGAGAAGGCUUUGCACUGGUACGCCAAGUACUUCCCUUACCUGGUCCUCAUACACACUGUGAUCUUUAUGGUGUGCAGCAACUUCUGGUUCAAGUUCCCAGGCUCCUGCUCUAAGAUAGAGCAUUUCAUCUCAAUCUUGGGAAAGUGCUUUGACUCCCCCUGGACUACUAGAGCUCUCUCUGAAGUGUCUGGAGAGAACCCAGAGGAGAAGGACAAUAAGAAAAGCAGUGCCAGUGAAGCAAUUCUCAACGAGUCUGUAGAGGGGAACCUGGGGAACUUGGAGAGGACCCAGUCCCUCAAAUCCAUCCCAGAGAAGAUCAUCGUGGACAAGCCUACUGCCAGUGCCCUGGAUAAGAAAGAAGGAGAGCAGGCAAAAGCUCUGUUUGAGAAGGUGAAGAAGUUCCGUCUGCACGUUGAAGAGGGGGACAUCCUUUAUAUUAUGUAUGUUCGUCAGACUGUUCUCAAGGUGUUAAAGUUCCUCCUCAUCAUCGCAUACAACAGUGCCUUAGUGUCUAAGGUGGAGAUCACAGUGAAGUGUAAUGUGGACACACAGGACAUGACGGGAUAUAAGGAUUUCUCCUGUAAUCACACCAUGGCCCACCUGUUCUCCAAGCUGUCAUACUGCUACCUUUGCAUCGUUGCUGUGUAUGGUUUUACAUGUCUCUACACUUCCUACUGGCUCUUCUACCGCUCACUAAAGGAGUACUCCUUUGAGUAUGUACGUCAGGAAACGGGAAUUGAUGACAUCCCAGAUGUGAAGAAUGACUUUGCCUUCAUGCUGCACAUGAUCGACCAGUAUGACCCACUGUACUCCAAGAGAUUUGCAGUGUUUCUGUCUGAAGUCAGCGAGAACAAACUGAAACAGCUGAAUCUGAACCAUGAGUGGACACCAGAUAAACUGCGUCAGAGACUUUUGACCAACCACAAUGACAGACUGGAGCUGCAGCUCUUCAUGCUUUCUGGACUCCCGGACACCAUCUUCGAGGUGACCGAGCUCCAGUCCCUAAAGCUAGAGAUCAUUAACAACGUAACCAUUCCACCCGCAAUUGCCCAGCUGGAAGACCUCCAGGAGCUGUCACUGUAUCAGUGUUGUUUAAAGAUCCACCCCACAGCUAUCUCGUUCCUCAAGGAGAACCUAAAGGUGCUUAGAGUGAAGUUUGAUGACAGCAGAGAGCUACCUAAUUGGCUGUACCAAUUGCGGAAUCUAGAGGAGCUCUACCUUAUUGGCUCACUGAGUCCUGAUGCUUCCAAGAAUGUUGUACUGGAGUCCUUGAGGGAGCUGAAGAAUCUGAAGACCCUGUCGCUCAAAAGUAACUUUACAAAGAUCCCCCAGUCCAUCGUGGAUGUGUCUAGCCACUUGCAGAGGCUGUACAUCUAUAAUGACGGCACCAAGAUGGUGAUGCUCAACAACUUGAAGAAGAUGGUUAACCUAACUGAACUGGAGCUGGUGCACUGUGACCUGGAACGCAUCCCACAUGCAGUAUUCAGCCUUUCAAACCUACAGGAGUUAGACCUGAAGGAAAACAACCUGCACUCCAUUGAGGAGAUAGUCAGCUUCCAGCACCUUCGCAAGCUGACAUGCCUGAAACUUUGGCACAACAGUAUUGCCUACAUCCCAGAACACAUCAAGAAGCUGAGCAGCCUGGAGCGCCUCUACUUCAGCAAUAACAAGAUUGAGAUAUUGCCCUCGCACCUGUUCUUAUGCAACAAGCUUCGUUACCUGGACCUGUCCAACAAUGACAUCCGGUUCAUUCCACCAGAGAUCGGAGUCCUACAGAGUCUUCAGUACUUCUCUGUCACUUGCAACAAGAUUGAGAACCUUCCAGACGAGUUGUUCUUUUGCAAGAAGCUCAAAACUCUCAAGUUGGGCAAGAAUAUGCUGUCAUUGCUCUCACCAAAGAUCUCAUACCUGGCUCAGUUGACACACCUGGAGCUGAAGGGAAACCAUUUUGAGCUCCUGCCUCCAGAGCUUGGGUUCUGCCGGGCGUUGAAGCGUGGCGGCCUAGUGGUGGAGGACACUUUGUUUGAAACCUUGCCUUCAGAUAUCAGAGACAAAAUGAAGGCUGAGUGAUAUGCCUUAUAAUAUCAGUAUUAAAGGCUCUGUGAUAGACUAGUAUCCUGUCCAGAGGGUAUAAUUUUACAGUGUUAAUUUUGGCAGCUCAUUCAGAUUUAGCCUUAGUUUAAAAUAUAUUUUAGGCAUUUUAUCCCUGAUAGUUUUAGUAGUUAUCUAUCGUCUAAACUCACUAUAAACACUAUACAAUAUUUGUAUAGUGUUUUCAUUUUGUUCACAUUUCAGUGUAUUACAUUAAAUAAGGAAUGGACCUCUAACACUGACCAUGUGCAAAUUCAGCCUUGUCCAACUUACAUAGCUCAUACAUUGCUAUUGAGGCUGGUUGUAACCACAUAGGAUACAAAGCUUUGGCUAUACAAUAAACGAUGUAAGCACACAAUGCUUUUCUCUCAAUUGUAACUUUGGGAUCAGGAAAAAAACAGUACUUCCCUUCAAAAGGGUAGCACCUGAGCCUUCCAAUAAUAUCAUAAAUAUUGCUGUACUGUUACUGUAUUUUAUUUUACAGAAUGUACCUGGAUGUACAAAAUGUAAUUUUCAGCAAGUAGCCUUACUUUUUCAGAUCUGAAAAAAGUACUGCAUUUCCCAAUCACGAGACAUCACUGAUUAAUAACGGUGCACAGAAUUUGUGUAAUUAUUUUCUCAUCAUAUUUUCAUCCACUCAAAUGACAAUUAAUCUUUUAUCAUCAGGUUAAUUUAUCAUCAGGUUGUUGAAAAUAAAUGUGUUAUAGUUAUUGUUGGCAAAAUUAACACUGAUUGUACAUCCAGCUGCCUUACAAUUCAUUAAAAGAUAUUGGCUCCUGCCUUAUGGGCAAUUCUUGCUUGGACAAGCCCAUUUAUUUAAAUGUACUUGUAAUUUGUCUUAGUCUGACAAUCAGAGUUGACCAAAAUUGUAUAUUUUACUGUAAACUUCCUCCUGAUCUAAGCACAUUCAGUCCAUUCUGGGGGGAAGUUGUGCAAUGUAUUCAUUGGUGUAUGUAUAAAGCAUUGUGUUACUUCAUUAUAGAGUGAAAUAUGGCUUUGUGUUAAAACAAAAUGGUUCCUCAUGCAACUUUGUAAUUUACGUAUUCAAAUCACUACUGUAUGUCUAAUAAAUCACUCUGUGUGAUUAUGUAAUGAAACAAUCUGAUAUGUUUUAUAAUUUAUUCACCUCUGCUUACUUGUGGAUAUUAUGAAAUAAAUGUAACGUUACUUACAUACACAGCCCUGAUUGGCUAAUAAGAUGGGCAAGAUCAAAACAUUGGUCUUUUAACGUCAGAUCAACUUAUAUGCAGGUAGUUCAUCCGCACCUGAUCAGACCAAAAUUCAUGGCAUAUUUUACAAAUAUCUUAGACAUUCUUGUCAUUAUGAUAUUUUCCAUAAAUUCAGAGUUUUAUUUUCAACUUCAUUGUGUGGAAAUAUAUAUAUUUUUAAAACUGGCAAAUCAUGUUUUUAACUGCAUAGACCUUUAACUAUAUCAAUAAUUACAGGCAAGGUACAGUAUCUCACAAGUGAGUACCCCCCUCACAUUUAUGUAAAUAUUUGAGUAUAUCUUUUCAUGUUACA